AUGCAUGAUACAACAAGCAGUAGUUUGCUCACUGUGCCGAGUACCCUGUGCUGUGCUGUGUACCCUGUGCUGUGCCGUGCCGAGUACCCUGUGCUGUGCCGAGUACCCGGUGCUGUGCUGUGCCGAGUACCCUGUGCUGUGCUGUGCCGAGUACCCGGUGCUGUGCUGUGCUGUGCCGAGUACCCUGUGCUGUGCUGUGCCGAGUACCCUGUGCUGUGCCGAGUACCCUGUGCUGUGCCGAGUACCCUGUGCUGUGCCGAGUACCCUGUGCUGUGCUGUGCCGAGUACCCUGUGCUGUGCCUGAUUACCCUGUGCUGUGCUGUGCCGAGUACCCGGUGCUGUUACGAGUACCCGGUGCUGUGCCGAGUACCCGGUGCUGUGCCGAGUACCCGGUGCUGUGCCGAGUACCCGGUGCUGUGCCGAGUACCCGGUGCUGUGCUGUGCCGAGUACCCGGUGCUGUGCUGUGUACUGGUUAA
Molecule: messenger RNA, 477 nt
Organism: Physella acuta
Lineage: Eukaryota; Metazoa; Mollusca; Gastropoda; Physidae
Product: keratin-associated protein 10-3-like
Source: RefSeq, a predicted model, not a curated record